Messenger RNA from Phytophthora sojae, 1248 nucleotides. RefSeq lists its product as hypothetical. The transcript has 3 exons. Bases 1 to 1248 code for a protein of 415 amino acids. NCBI's taxonomy places the organism in Eukaryota, Oomycota, Peronosporomycetes, Peronosporales, Peronosporaceae. The record is from RefSeq and is a predicted model, not a curated record.
AUGUUAGGUGCCCACGCCAAUGACUCCAACUACUUCGUGACGGCCGAAGCUCCCGACUAUAACAAUGAAGCGGUGGCUAACCUGCUGGCGAACGUGAACUCGGUGCGCAAGCCUGGCGAGGCCUACGCUGUCUUCGACUGGGACAACACGCGCAUGUUCGGAGACGGGAAUUUCGAGUCGAUCUUCGCUCUGGGCUACAACGCCAGCAGCAGCGAUACAUGCUUCCCCAACGGAACCAACUCGGUCAUCGGCCAAGACGUUAACGGCAGUGACGUGACCUUCAUCGCUGUUCUUACCGAUACUGCCAAGGACUACAAGGUGCUGUACGACGCCUACAUCGCCCCCACCUACAACCUGACCAACGGAUCCAGCGCCGUCACCUCGCUCGCUGAUAUCAAGACGACGACGGAGUUCCUCAACUUCCGCGCCAAGCUCGGGUUCCUGCUCUACAGCCUGGAGAUCAUGGACGGCGGCAAUGAAUACUCCACGUGCUCCCUGACCAAUGCCAUGAUCGUGUACCCUCGUUUGCUUGUGGGAAUGACGGAAGACGAGAUCAGAACGUUCAUCCGUGCCAGCAUUCGAUGGAACUUGGCCGAGUCGCUCGAGUCCUUCACAUACACAUCAACGGGAGAUCUAGCUGUCGAGGGUUCGUACUCCAAGGGUCUACGCGUCUUCAGCGGCCAAGAGGCGAUCAUGCGUGCCCUCCGUGAGGCGGGUAUUGCAGUCUACGUCAUUAGUGCAUCGCCCGAACUGUACGCGGCUGAAGCUGCCGACCUUCUCGGAUUGGGCUACCUUGUGAGUCGGGACAACGUCUACGGCAGUCGCUUCACGACCGACGCCGCCGGUCUGUUCACCGGCGAGCUCUUGGGCGGCUAUCCGAUCACGUGGGGCCCGGGCAAGGCCACCGUCGUCCAGAGUAUCCUGAUGCAGAUCCACAAGGGCGCGGCGCCGAUCUACUCGUCCGGCGACUCGGACGGAGACUGCGAGAUGCUCAGCACCGUGCGCGACGGCAUCGUCGACACCAACAACCGCCUCAUGGACAACUCGAUGUGCAUCUACAGCUUCUACGAGAAGGCCUGCCAGUACUUCGGCACGACAGAGCCCAUCACGAACAACACGUACCUGCUGCAGGGUCAGGACAAGUCCAUCGGCACGUGGAUCACCUCGGGCUUCACGACCAGGGACGGCGUAACCUACACGUCCGGCGUCCCCACGAACGACGGAUGCACUACCUACAAAUUUCUCUAG